AUCCAGUCUUUAACAAUGCUGAAGUCAAAUGACUCAUUGUUUUCCUUGGAUACUUUGUUUUUUGAAAAACCAGGUGAAGCUAAAAACUAUCCAGACAAUGAAGAAUCAUUGGAUUGGUUUCUCCCACCUGCUCCAUUGAUUUCAGAAAUUCCAGAUACUCAGGCAUUGGAGGAGGAAAUAGGAAGUCAUAAACCGUUAGGUCAGGAGGAGAAGCCAAAAAUGUUACCAUCAAAUUUAAAGAUAAUUAAUGAAAACACAAAUUAUAUUUCACCAACACAAAAAUUCCAGUUUGCCUUUUCCUUAAAUAAAUAUGAAGCAGGUGAUCUGAAUUUAGGAGGAGCAGGUAACGAUGAUUUAUCACAUGUUCCUGGCAAGCUGACAUAUGGUAUUUAUCAGAAAUACAAAAAUCAUGUUAGCACUGAAAUAAUACCUGAGAAAAGUGUUCCAGAUAAUACAAAACUAUUUAAUUUUGCAGAAGGUAAAGGAGAGAGCACAUCAGCCUUCCGAAAAAGGUUGUUUAAAAUAUCUGAUAAUAUACAUGAGGGUGUUAACUCUAAUGACAGUACAAACUUGGACUCUCCUGUUGGCUCAGUGAAAGUUGCCCCAACAGAAAUGAACAAAGGGGAAUCAUGGAAAUGUAGCAGUAGUAAACAGAAACAUCAAUAUUCAGACAUUAACAUGUUUACAGCAAGCAAUACUCUUUCUGCUUCUGAAAUCAGGGAAGAGAUAUUCAAAACACCAACUUUUGCAGUUGCAUCCCAGCCUCAUGAAGUUCAAGUGGCACCAAUAAAAGCCCUGUGUAGUCAGCGUUUUGAUGAUUGGAAAGAAAAAUUUGGACCAAUAGGAUUGAAUUGUAAAGAACUCACUGGAGAUACAGUAAUGGAUGACCUAUUUGAGAUUCAGCAUGCCCAUAUUAUUAUGACAACUCCAGAAAAAUGGGAUAGCAUGACUAGAAAAUGGAGAGACAACUCUUUGGUCAAGCUGGUUAGACUCUUUCUCAUUGAUGAGGUACAUGUUAUAAAAGAUGAAAAUCGUGGACCAACUCUUGAAGUUGUAGUUAGCAGAAUGAAAACUGUACAGUCUUUAUCUCCUGCUUCUGAAAAUGGUGCCAUAAUUACUCCAAUGAGAUUUGUAGCUGUAUCUGCAACAAUUCCAAAUGCUGAGGAUAUUGCAGAAUGGCUUUCAGAUGGUGAAAGACCUGCGGUAUGCCUGAAAAUGGAUGAGAGACAUAGGCCGGUGAAACUCCGUAAAGUAGUUCUUGGAUUCCCCUGCAGAAGUAACCAAACUGAAUUUAAGUUUGAUUUAACCCUCAACUACAAAAUUGCCAGUGUUAUACAAACAUACUCUGAUCAGAAACCCACACUUGUGUUUUGUGCAACAAGGAAAGGUGUACAACAGGCUGCUUCUGUUCUUGUGAAAGAUGCUAAAUUUAUCAUGGCUGUGGAACAGAAACAGAGGUUACAGAAGUGUGCAUAUUCCAUAAGAGAUUUGAAACUGAGAGAUACCUUAAUACAUGGUGUUGCUUAUCAUCAUGCUGGUAUGGAGCUGUCAGAUAGAAAAGUAGUUGAAGGAGCUUUCACUGUUGGAGAUCUACCAGUUCUUUUUACUACCAGUACUUUAGCUAUGGGAGUAAAUUUGCCUGCUCACCUAGUAAUUAUAAAAUCUACGAUGCAUUAUGUUGGAGGAAUGUUUGAAGAAUACAGUGAAACAGAUAUUCUGCAGAUGAUUGGUAGAGCUGGUCGACCUCAAUUUGACACUACAGCUACUGCAGUUAUUAUGACUCGGUUAAGUACAAAAGAGAAAUAUAUUCAGAUGUUAGCUUGUAGUGACACUAUAGAAAGCAGUUUACACAGACAUCUUAUUGAACAUUUAAAUGCAGAGAUAGUGUUACAUACCAUCACAGAUGUGAAUAUUGCUUUGGAAUGGAUACGAUCAACUUUGCUUUAUAUCAGAGCCUUGAAAAAUCCAUCUCAUUAUGGUUUUGCAUCUGGAUUGAACAAAGAUGGAAUUGAAGCAAAAUUACAAGAAUUAUGUUUGAAGAAUCUGAAUGAUUUAUCAUCUCUGGACUUGAUAAGGAUGGAUGAAGAUGUUAAUUUCAAACCAACUGAGGCAGGAAGAUUGAUGGCUUGGUAUUACAUUACAUUUGAGACAGUGAAGAAAUUUUGUACCAUCAGUGGAAAGGAGACUUUAUUAGAUCUGGUCACAAUGAUAGCCAGCUGCAAGGAAUUUGUAGAUGUGCAGUUAAGGAUAAAUGAAAAGAAAACACUGAAUACUUUGAACAAGGAUCCAAAUCGGGUAACAAUCAGAUUUCCAAUGGAAGGAAGAAUUAAAACAAGAGAAAUGAAAGUAAAUUGUCUUAUUCAGGCUCAGCUAGGAUGCAUUCCAAUACAAGACUUUGCUUUGACACAAGAUACCUCAAAGAUUUUCAGAAAUGGCUCACGAAUUACAAGAUGGUUAUCAGAUUUUGUGGCUGUUCAAGAAAAGAAGUUUGCUGUACUAUUGAACAGUUUGAUUUUAGCUAAAUGUUUUAGAUGCAGACUUUGGGAAAACUCUCUACAUGUAUCCAAACAGCUGGAAAAAAUUGGUAUAACAUUGUCAAAUGCAAUGGUAAAUGCAGGUUUGACCUCCUUUAAAAAAAUAGAAGAAACAGAUGCAAGAGAACUUGAACUGAUUUUAAAUAGACACCCCCCAUUUGGAACGCAAAUAAAAGAAACAGUGAUGUAUCUGCCAAAAUAUGAACUUGAAGUGGAACAGAUCGCAAGAUAUAGUGACACCAUGGCAGAAAUAUUAGUGACCAUUACCUUAAGAAAUUUUGAACAGCUACAAACUAAAAGAACAGCACCAGAUUCUCACUAUGUUACCUUAAUCAUAGGUGAUGCCGAUAAUCAGCUGGUUUUUAAGCACAGAAUUAUGGAUUCUGUUUUGCUAAAAGCUGGAAAUUGGACUAAAAAGAUUGAUGUGAAGAGAGCUUUUAAUUCUGAAGAUCUUAGCGUAAAUCUAAUUAGUUCUGAAUAUGUUGGACUCGAUAUUCAGCAGAAAUUUUCAGUCUUUUACUUAGGCUUUACGAAGAGGCCUGAAAAUCAAAUAGUUAUGCGAAAAAAAUCAGAAACAGAGAUUUCCCAUUCUAAACAUUCAAAUAGAUCUAUGAUAGCAGGACCCAAUAAAGGAAUGACUGCUUGCAAAAAACCUGGGAAUCGAGAAUGUAAUCAUCACUGUAAAAAUAAACAUACAUGUGGACAUGACUGCUGUAAAACUGGAGUUGCACAGAGGUCAGAAAUGAAAGAGCCAACAAUCUCUUCAUAUUUAUCUGAUUUAAGAAAUAGGAAUGCUAUUUCAUCACUUCCUCCUGUUAAACGUCUCAAGAUGCAAAUGAAUAAGUCUCAAAGUGUGGACCUUAAAGAAUUUUGUUUUACUCCAAAACCUUCUCUCCCCAGUAUAUCAAGGUCAGAGUGUUUAAACAUACCUGAAUUGUCUAUAAUGGAGCAGAGGGAUCAACAUGAAAUCUGUGCAGAAUUUCAACAAGAACCAUCAGAAUAUCAAGAUAAAGAUUUCUCUAGAUGGAACUAUCCUAUAACUUCAGAUGAGAAAGCCCCUCAAACAGUGCUGUUCAACAGACAUCUUAAUGCAUCUGGAAACCAGAAUUUGAAAGAUGUGGAUAAAAGUAAUACUCCAUUCUCAAAAGUUUUGAAUGUGAACUUUGAAUUGGGAGAUGAAGUUUGGGAUGAUUUUGAUGAUGAGAACUUAUUAGAAGUUACCAGUUUUUCAGCCAGUACUGAGAAGACAAAAACAUCAGGAUUUAGAAACACUUUGAGUUCAAGUACCAAAGGAAAUAAGCUAUUCCUCCAGGAGUCAAAGAGCAAAUUCCAAGGAGAAAUGGCAAAAAGUUUUGUUUCAUCGCCUGAGAAGCCAGAUGUUUAUUUAUCAAAUUCUCCUGUGUUCAAGUUUGAUGCAUCCUCCAUGAAAAAAUCACCUCAACAAGCUGGAAAUGCAAAUAUUGUCUAUUUACAAGAAAGAGAACAACAAAGCCUGUCACCGGAAAUUGAAAGGCUGUGCUUUACUCACUCUGAAAAAAUACCAAAUUCUUCACAUUUUGUUAAGAAAGUGGAUUUCUUUAUUAGAAACAGUGAAUGUAAAGAGGAAGUUGAUUUCAGUAGGUAUCAUCCUAAUGAUGAAGCUGAUGAAAUGAAGUCUUUUCUGGGAAUAUUUGAUGGUAUUUUCUAAAAGAAACCAAAAAAUUCAUCUCCUAUUAAUAAGAUAAGGUAUAUAGACACCCAGUUACAAAGCAUGCAUUUUAUUUUUUUAAAGUAGUUCAUAAUUGUUCAAAUGUUUUUCUCUUGAAUUUGACCAGUUUUGUUGACUUAUUUGCACCAAAUUUUUGGAUUGAUUUAUUUUCCUAUUGGAGCUUCAUGAAAAACACUUUUAUAGUGGAUUUGUUUCAGUAAGCUAAAAAUUAAAUUGCACUUAAAUGUAUCUUGAUUGGAUUUUGACAGGAACCAAUAAAAGUACAUUUUUAUAUUAAGAAAUUCUAUGAAAAGAAAAUAAUGCUAGGUCAGUGGAUCAAUUUAUUAUAUGGAUUAUUCACCAAUAUUGUUUUGUUUUACUAAAGAUUUUUAAGAAUCCAG
Messenger RNA from Neogale vison (American mink), 4622 nucleotides. RefSeq names its product helicase for meiosis 1 (gene HFM1). The transcript has 35 exons. Lineage: Eukaryota; Metazoa; Chordata; Mammalia; Carnivora; Mustelidae. Gene Ontology annotation, molecular function: nucleic acid binding; ATP binding. The coding region runs from base 16 to 4221 and encodes 1401 amino acids. The record is from RefSeq and is a predicted model, not a curated record.